Molecule: messenger RNA, 1501 nt
Organism: Pseudomassariella vexata
Lineage: Eukaryota; Fungi; Ascomycota; Sordariomycetes; Amphisphaeriales; Pseudomassariaceae
Exons: 1
Coding region: 132-1406 (424 amino acids)
Biological process (GO): maturation of LSU-rRNA from tricistronic rRNA transcript (SSU-rRNA, 5.8S rRNA, LSU-rRNA); snoRNA localization; box C/D snoRNP assembly
Cellular component (GO): nucleus; pre-snoRNP complex
Source: RefSeq, a predicted model, not a curated record
AUAUGUCCAAAAAUUUCAUUGCCUCGAAGCUCAAGCCUCGGAUAAAUUUAAUGUCAACAUUGAAUCGGCCAAGAUGAAUCCACGUCAACGUGCCUGAAAACAUUUCGAGCUUUACUACAUAUACCACAGCCAUGUCUGAUCCCUUGUUAACGUCUCUCUGUGUAAUAUGCCACAUCAAACCUCCACAGUACAAAUGCCCUCGGUGCGGCGCGCGAACAUGUUCGCUAGUUUGCGUCAAGAAACACAAGAAUUGGUCAUCCUGUAAUGGCGAACGCGACCCCACCGUGUAUAUACCGCCAGUGAAACUGCGAACGGACGCAGGCAUCGAUCAUGACUACAACUUUCUCACCAAAAUUGAGCGAACCAUCGAACGUGCCGAAAAAGCCUUAACCGAAGAGCGAGGCAUUGCACUACCAAGCCAGAAUGCGCCGCCACCGAACAAGCUACGCCGAUUAAACAAGGGUCAGAGCAGAGGAAAUGUCACAAUGGGCGAUGGAUCGCGCCCAUGGGCAAGAUCUGCUAUCCGAAGGUUGAAAGCUCUGGGAAUCAGUGUGAAGCAUGUUCCAAUGGGUAUGACUCGGGAGAGGGAGAACACGACAUCGUACAAUAAGAGGACCAAUACGGUCAACUGGCAAGUCGAAUGGCUGCUUCUGUGUCCCAGGUCUGAUGGCGAGGGACUCAGUCUCUUGAGGUUAGUAUGCAAAACCCUGGAUCAUAUACCACUCAAUGUUGGGUUUGCAGGCUGCCAAGAGGAACAUCGUCGCACGCAGCUAAGUCAAACGGAAAAGAAGAGAGACUCGAGGCAUACAAGGCAUCAGCGACGCAAGGACGGAGAUAACGACGAUACCCAGGAUACAUUUGCCGGCCAAAACAUGAAUUCUGUAUGGCGAACUGCACCACUGCCGAUACAAGAUACGGUGACCGGAACCUGGGAAAGAGCAGUGCAUGCGGACCGGAGGACACCCAGAGAGAAGCUUGCGGAUCAGGUGAAGCGCAAAUACCACUUCUACUUCCACGUUCCAGGCACCCCUUCCAGAGAGCCCCAGAAACUCAUCGAGUUAGAACCGACGGAUAGUCUGGGAACUGUCUUGUCGGGACUUGAAGUACUAGAGUAUCCAACCAUAUAUGUGGUGCCAAUCGGUGUCAAGCUUCCGGAUGGGUACAUUCUGGCCAAGAAACCCGAGAAAGCACCCGAGCAGAAGCCCCGGAAACAAGGCAGCUCGGAGUCAAGGAAGCGGAAAGGCUCAACGCUAGUAGGAUAUGGUUCUAGUGAUGAAGAGGAAGGGCAAGUGGUGGAGGGACAAGGAGAAGAAAGCGAGCCUGGAUUCGAAUUUGACGAUGGUAAGGCAGUGAGGGCGUUCCUUGAGGACGACGAUACCAGCAGUUCUGGGUUGGACAGUGACUAGAAAUAGUGUGUAAUAUCAUCGCGGUGGUCGGGCACCAGGAGAUUUCGAUUUAAGAGGGAUAGGAGAGAUACCCCUCCGUACUAUAUGCGAGGCCA